AUGCAGUUCUACUCUCAAAUUCGUAAAUCAAGGAAUCCGGUUUGCCCUAAGAUUAGAUGGUGGAGACUAAAAGAUGACGUACAAAAUACUUUUACUGAUAAAGUGGUCAAACAUAGUAAGUGUGAUAGUGAAGGAGACUCCAAUGUGAUGUGGUUCAAAAUGACAACCUGUAUUAAGAAUGUAGCUAAAGAGGUCCUAUGGGAAUCGAGAGGCACUGGGCAUGACCUUAAAGAGACUUGGUGGUGGGGUGAGGAGAUCCAAAAAGCCAUCAAGCAUAAGAAGGUCUACUUUAAGACUAGGCAAAGAAUUAAGGAAGAUGAAGAUAGAAAUAAAUAUUACUCUUCCAGAAAAGAAGCUAGAAUAUUGGUGAAAAAAGCAAAGACGAAAAAAUAUGAUGAGUUCUAUAGUAACCUGAAUACCAAAGCUGGGGGAAAAGCUAUAUAUAAGUUAGCUAAGUUGAGAGACAUGAAAAACAGAGAUCUAGAACAUGUCAGGUGUAUCAAGGAUGAAAGUGGUAGAAUGCUUGUUAAGGAUGUAGACAUCAUGACAAGAUGGAGCGAUUAUUUUUCCAAGCUUUUAAAUGGAGAUAACCUGAGUGGAUCUUACCCUAUUGAGUGCCCUUCUCAUCGAGACAACACUAGACAUAGAUAUGUAAGAAGGAUUGGAGUUUCGGAGGUUAAGGAGGCCUUAACAAAGAUGAAGUUUGGAAAGACUGCAAGCCCAGACGACGUCCCUGUAAAAGUUUGGAAGAGCUUGGGGCUCAGUGGUGUAACUUGGUUAACUAAUCUUUUUAACAAGAUUACGAGUACAAGGAAGAUGCCUGAUGAAUGGAGAAGAAGUUUUGUAAUCCCCAUUUAUAAGAAUAAAGGAGAUAUCUAG
Macadamia integrifolia is the source of this 879-nucleotide messenger RNA. RefSeq lists its product as uncharacterized. The coding region runs from base 1 to 879 and encodes 292 amino acids. Lineage: Eukaryota; Viridiplantae; Streptophyta; Magnoliopsida; Proteales; Proteaceae. The record is from RefSeq and is a predicted model, not a curated record. The transcript has a single exon.